This is a messenger RNA of Sceloporus undulatus (fence lizard), 4695 nucleotides long. RefSeq names its product NEDD4-binding protein 2-like 2. The transcript has 11 exons. Gene Ontology annotation, cellular component: nucleus. The coding region runs from base 672 to 4388 and encodes 1238 amino acids. Gene Ontology annotation, molecular function: transcription corepressor activity. NCBI's taxonomy places the organism in Eukaryota, Metazoa, Chordata, Lepidosauria, Squamata, Phrynosomatidae. The record is from RefSeq and is a predicted model, not a curated record. Gene Ontology annotation, biological process: negative regulation of transcription by RNA polymerase II.
UGUGAGUUCCUGCAUGGCAGGGGUUGGACUAAAUGGCCCUUGUGGUCUCUUCCAACUCUGUGAUUCUAUCUUUUCCAACUCUAUGAUACAAUAACAUCUUAAAUCCACAAAACUGACAUGGAGAUAUAUCUAGGGUUAGCCAUGUUGGCCAUGUAGCAAAGUUCAGUACAGUAACAUCCCAAAUCCACAAAACGGAUCAGAAAACAUAUUCAGGAGUAGUUGUGCUGCCCAUACAGCGAAUCAUAGAAUCAUAGAGUUGGAAGAGACUACAAGGGCCAUCCAGUCCAACCCCCUGCCAUGCAGGAACUUUCAGUAAUGUCCCGAAUCCAGAAAACAGACCAGGGCUAGCCAUUUUGACCAUGCAUCAAGUACAACAACAGAAAAAAUACACAAAACAAUGAUACUUUUAUUGGGCCAACCAAAAUGCACAAAAUACAUGACCUAAAGGUAAGGAGAAGCAACAACCUAAGUGGGAGGGAGGGAAGAUACACAUAAACACAACAGGGUGAAAGUUGCUGGCCUCACAAAAGCUGGGGUCUUUAGGUGGCAGGUGGGAGUCCCUUAGAAAAGGGCAGGCUUAAAAUAGCAUUCUGACUGAGUAGCAUAUUCUUAGCCCCAGGAAGAUUGAAGGGGUGGCGGUUUUUGUUUUUAAUUUCCGGAAUGCUUACUUCAUGGCUCAGAUGCUUCAUACUCACCGUAAACCAAGAUACUUUGACAAUCAGGAUGUAUCAGCAACUGAACCGUACUCUAAAAGAAUGAAAUCAACUGAAGAGACAUUUGGUAAAUCCUAUGAAGAAUUGCAAAUACUUCAUGAGGAAAUACAUAUUAAAAAAACCCAUAGUGGAUUUAUUCCAUUGUCCCUAUCUGAUGAUGAGGCACAAGAAGAAAAAGAAACUACAGACAUCUCAUUUAACAAGGCGUUCUUUGGUAACAAAACAGUGUCAUCACACUCUUCAGAUUCAGUAAAGAAUACCAAAGUUAGAGGGAGUAAAUGCAUUCUUUCUACUAACAAUGCCAGUGUAGUUCAUAACGGAGAAAACAAUGGUGUAAAACAUAAGAAUGAAGGAGAGACUGGACUAUAUAGCACAAGUACAGCAUUUAUUGGACCCAUUUAUAAAAGUGAAGCUGAUCACCGACAUGAUAAAAGGAAAACAUAUACCAAUAGCAACUGCCCAAAAGUGUCAGGCAGAAUGACUCACGGACAUCCUAAGAAAGAAAUGACAUCAAAAGAUGCUCCCUUCUGUGAUGUACCAAAAAUAGAAGAUGAGUUGUCCCAGUUCUAUAGUGAAAUUAAUCAGCUUGAAAACAAUGAACAUUGUUUAGAUGUUCAUUUACAGGCGACAGAAACCAACUUAAAUGUGCAGUCAAUGGAAUACAAUAAACCUAUUCAAGUUGUCAGUGUAGACUCUCGAGAAUGGUCCUGUAAGACAUCAACAAAUUGGGGUGAUGGUCAGUGUUUUUAUAAAGAAUCAACUGGUCAUGGAACAGGCAGUGAACCAUAUACACACAAUAACCCCACUCAUAGCAGAAUUGGCAGUGAGCAGUGUUGUAAUAAUGAAAGAGGUGUAUGGGAAGCGCAACGAUUAUGUAAUAAGCAAGAAGGUUCUAGGUUCUGGAAUGAUCCCACGCCUCAGUUUAAGCCUACUUGGCAACAGACACAUCCAUUUAUAAUACCUUAUGGCCCUCCACCUCCUCAGUUGACCACUCAGUUCAGUUUGCAGGAUACCAAUUCUUCACCAUUUCAAUCGCACGUUUUCCAUUCAUCAAAUGUGGGACCAUAUAAAAAUGCUCAUAUUAGCAUGAGCAGCUCAACAUCAGAUCAAAGUAAUGCAUUUGUGAGUCAUUUUGGUACUCAUAAUAUGCAGACAAGCAGAAAUGGACAUAAUGUGCCUGAUGGACAUGCUGUUAAUGGUUUCUGUGAAACCCAAGGAGGUUGGAAAGAUGUUAAAACAUGCCAAAAUGAAGAAUCCAACAUUGUUUCUCAGCAGUUUUCUGAGAAUAAAUUAUGUGAAUCACAAAAGACACUCCUAAUUUUAAGAGGUCUUCCAGGCUCAGGGAAGACAACGCUGUCUCAUAUUCUUCUUGAUCACAGUCGGGAUGGUAUUGUAUUCAGCACUGAUGAUUAUUUCCGUCAGAACAAUGGAUACUGGUCAUAUAAUAUUGGGCUCCUUGGUGCUGCUCAUGACUGGAACCAGAAGAGAGCAAAACAAGCAAUGGACCAAGGAAGAUCCCCAAUUAUAAUAGACAACACAAAUACACAAGCCUGGGAAAUGAAGCCUUAUGUGGAAGCGGCUCUAGAAAAAGGCUACCAAGUGGAGUUCUGUGAACCAGACACAUGGUGGAAGUUCAACCCUGAAGAAUUAGAAAAGAGGAAUGAGCAUGGGGUCAGUCGUGAGAAGAUUGUUCAAAUGUUGGAAAGAUAUGAAUAUCAAAUGUCAAUACCCAUUGUCAUGAAUUCAGUGUUGCCUUUUCACAAAACUUCACAAAGGCCACCUCCACAAAGAAGACAGAGGGAAUUGGUUGUAAAGAAGAAGCACAGGUUGGAAAAGAUGAAACAGAGGAAGAAACGAAAGAGGAACAGAAAAAUUAGAGAUGCUGCUAUAAAAGCAAUGAGGAACAAGUCAAGUAGCCAAUUAACUUCAAGUGAUGAGGACUCGUCCCAGAGUGGACAUAAAGAUUCAGAAGACAGUGGAAAACCAGCAUUUGUGACUGGGCAUCCAAAUGAGCCUAAAGAGGGUGGUGAGGAUGGCUCAGCCAAUGACAAUGAUGUAAAACUUUCUAAGAUGAAAAAAGGAAACUUUCCUCUUUCCCGUGUGGUAGGUCCAGUGACUUUAAGCAGUUCACCAGAACCAGAAGUUCUUGCAGGAAAUAGCAGUUUGUCUGUUCCACAUGAAAACAUAAUUAAACAAUCUUUUGAUGAUCAUUUGUUAAACACAACCCAAAGUUUAAACUUCAUAGAAAGCAGUAGAAAUAUACUGGGAUACAGCAACCAAAACUCUUCUCUAAAAUUGGACCACAGUGAUACAGAUAAUAGUACUAUCUUGACCAAUAUAGAAGACAAAGAUACAUCUACGAAAGUUGUUGAAUUGAGUCUAGAAAAUAAACAGUUAAAUGACACUGAGGAAGCAACCAUUCUUCACCAACGUGGGGCAUCACAGAUGAAUGAGACAAAUACUUGGGCUUUCUUUUGUUUUCACUCAGUUGACAAAAACCCAUAUGCGAACUCUGACAAACAUGAAUUUUGUUUGACUUGGCCAGAGGAUACAUCUAAUAUCAAAUACGAUCAAAGACCAAAGAAAGUGAGGAAGUCUAAGCAGUUUUUAUCAGAAACCAGAGCAGUGUUACUUGAUCGUGAAUCUAGUAAAGAAUUCAUGAAAAAAGAAAAUGGUAAAGUGUUACAUGAAAAUAACAAUAUGACAGGUGGCGCUGUACCAUCACUGCUACACAAGGACGCACAAGAGAUGCCGUGUACCAUAAUAGAUUAUUUUCCUUCUGAAUCUGGAACUAAAGCCAGUGUUCCAAGUGACAUAAACCUAUUAACUACACCAAAGAAAAAUGGAAGAAGCAAAAGGAUCUUCAAGUUGGCCCCAAAGUUUGAUUUACCCAGGCAGAUUCCUGUUAGAACGGAUGAGAGAAUGCUAAAGGAGGUAGAGGAACUGACAAAAAAAAUUUCAAAUGAAGAGACUGGAGAAAAGAACAAAGGAAGUCCAGGCUGCCAGGAAUGCCCAACACCUUCUGAUGUUAUAGUAGAAUGUCCUCAUCCUAAUGUAGAAUAUCUUAUUUGUAAAGGUUCCAAUGAACUUGCAGAGCAAUCUACAGGCUCUGCAGGAAAUGUAGUUGCAGCUCCAAUUCAGAUGUGCCCUUCUGUUUCUUAUGAAGCUUUAUUGCCUUGUGGGAAACAGAUUGUGGGUGCUAACACUGAAGACAAGGAUGACAAAGCACUACCAGAGGUUUAUACCACUCAGCCAGAUAUUUUGUGUUCAGUUAAAGAACCUCCUGAAUGCCUUACAGGAUCAUCUGCUGAAAACUCAGAAAAUAUACAGCGACUUGAUGAAACUGGUCUAACAGUAUAUUCCCAAAUCAGAGAUGAUCAAGAUACAUCAAGUAGUGAACCCAGUUUUUUGGGGCUUCCUUUAUCACUAAGAUUUGCAGCUCAACUAGUAGAACAUUUUGGCUCUCCAGGAGUUUCAUUGGACACCUUAUUACCAGAUGAUUAUGUAGUUCCCCUUGAAUGGGCAACCUCAAAACAGAUCUAUUUACAGUGGAAGACAUCUAUGGAGAAAAAAAAGAAAAAUAAUAUAUUAAAAGAAGGUUCCAUGACUGAGUAUGCAGUGGAUCUAGAAGACUCAAAUAAAAAUGAAGAAGAAAGAAAGAAAGAAAUCUCCUGAAAGAAAUCUAAAAAGUUAAUUGGAAGAAACAUCAUUGUUUUGACAAAUUCUUUGUAGAUACCUAAUUCAAGCAGCAGUGGUGUUCUCUUCUGAAUGUUUCUCUAAAAAUAAAUAUCAACACAUUGUGCAUAAAGAAUUGGGUCACUUUUUCUUCAUCAUGGAUGAACUCCAAUAAACAUUCUGCUAUAUUAACUAUAAAUGAUGAGGAGAAACACAAAUAUAGGUUGAUGAUCCAUUACCUAGUCAUGCUUUCCAUCCAUGUAGCCUCUGAACUUUGUUCUGAAAUAAAAUGAAACAUUGAAUACUG